Eruca vesicaria subsp. sativa (arugula) is the source of this 2395-nucleotide messenger RNA. Lineage: Eukaryota; Viridiplantae; Streptophyta; Magnoliopsida; Brassicales; Brassicaceae. The record is from the annotation of a GenBank genome assembly.
AUGAUGGCGUCUGCGAUGGCGACAUGGACGCCAAGCUCUCUCCAGCUCAGGAUUGCCCUCAACUACAGGAGCUUCAAAGCUGCUCCGGCGAGAGCGAAGAUGGCGAAGCUGCUCAGUCGCCGUCUCCGGGUGUCAUGCGAUGCACAAUCGGGUCGGAGUAGCGGGUCGGAUCGUUUUCGUGGGUGGGCUGAUUCAGGAGACGAUUCUGGCGGCGACGAUUGGUUUAAAGGAACAUUGGUCUCUGGAGUUGCUGGGAUGGUUCUUUUCGUUGGCUUAGCUUUCGCAGCUCUAUCUUUCAACCGAAACGUUUUCACUAGACCAAAAGUGGAAGUGAUGGUUUCUGAAAGUUCAAGUGAUCAAGUCCGCGCAAGUAGUCAUGAUGAUACAAACUAUGUGGAUAACAAGGAAAGCUAUAAAGAUUCACCAGUUUCAUCUGGGGAUGAGAUAGAUGUGGAGCCAAAAUCCGCGUCUACAAGCAAAGAAAACCACGGGGCGAACAAAGCAUUAGAAAGCCGCGCUGAUGGAGUAGAUACAGAUGCUUCUCAAAUCACAGACGAGGAGAAGAAACCCCGCUGUUAUACAGGGAUACCUGCUCCUUCAACGGUUCCACAAGUAAAUCCCUCGAGUCCUAUCGUUCCAACAGUUGUGGACCCAGUUCAAAGCCAAAUGUUUGCAGCUUUACAGGUUUUAAAGGUUAUUGAAUAUGAUGCUCGGCCUUAUGAUUUAUGUACACGCCGUGAAUUUGCUCGCUGGUUGGUUUCAGCAAGCAAUGCUCUAUCGAGGAACUCAGCAUCAAAAGUAUAUCCUGCAAUGUACAUAGAGAAUGUUACUGAACUUGCAUUUGACGAUAUCACCCCUGAAGAUCCUGAUUUUCCAGUCAUUCAAGGUUUGGCAGAGGCAGGAAUUAUCUCAAGCAAACUCUCUAACCACAACAUGCCUUCUACUGAGAGCAGUCAAUUUAAGUUCUCACCAGAAAGUCCUCUUUCACGUCAGGAUCUUUUGAGCUGGAAGAUGGCUUUGGAAUUCAGACAGCUCCCAGAAGCGGAUAGCAAGAAGUUGUACCAACUUUCUGGCUUUCUUGACAUUGAUAAAAUAAACCCAGAAGCGUGGCCUGCCCUUAUAGCUGACUUAUCUACUGGAGAACAUGGAAUAAUAGCACUUGCCUUUGGGCGCACCCGAUUGUUUCAGCCGUCUAAAGCAGUUACAAAAGCCCAAACAGCUGUAUCUCUUGCAACUGGUGAAGCUUGCGAAGCAGUUAGCGAGGAGCUAGCUCGUAUCCAAGCAGAGGCUAUGGCUGAAAAUGUGGUUUCUGCCCAUAACGAGCUGGUUUCUCAGGUCGAGAAGGAUAUCCACGCUAGCUUUGAGAAAGAGCUUUUAAGAGAAAAAAAAAUAGUAGAUGCAGUGGUGAAAUUGGCUGAAGAAGCAAAAACGGAGCUGACAAGGCUUAGACUGGAGAAAGAAGAGGAGACUCUUGCAUUGGAGAAAGAACGCACGUCGAUUGAAACAGAAAUGGAGUCUCUUGCAAGGUUACGAAAUGAGCUUGAGGAGCAACUUCAGAGCCUUGUGAAUAACAAGGCAGAGAUGGCAUAUGAGAAGGAGAGGUUUGAUAGACUUCAAAAGCAAGUGGAGAAUGAGAAUCAAGAGAUACUCCGGUUGCAGAAUGAGCUUGAAGUAGAGAGGAACGCUUUAUCCAUAGCCAGGGAUUGGGCGGAGGAUGAAGGUAGAAGAGCAACAGAACAAGCAAAAGUGCUAGAAGAAGCUAGAGGACGUUGGGAGAAGUAUGGCCUAAAGGUGAUUGUUGACAGAGACCUCCAUGAACAGACAACAACUGAGUCUACUUGGUUGAACGCAGGGAAGCAAUAUUCCGUGGAAGGAACCAUGAACAGAGCUCAAAAUGUGGUUGCUAAGCUCAAGAACAUGGCGCAAGAUGUGAGAGAGAAAUCCAGAGAUGCUAUUUACUCGAUUAUAGAGAAGAUAAAUCUUUUGAUAUCAGCUUUGCAAAAGCAAGUUCAUGGAAUGAGCAACAAAGUCAAAGAGAUCGAAAUGAAAACCAAGUCACGAGCGGAAGAGUUAAAGAAACAAACGAGCUUGAAGAUUGGUGAGAUCAGAGAUGUCUCUAUGUUGAAGGCUAAGGAGGCAGUGGAAGAGUUCAAGGAUAGGUUAUGUAAACUCAAGUCGAAGUAGGUUAUUGAGGUUUUGUCGAGAUUAUGAUUUGUUGGACAAAGAAGCAGAAAUUGAAAAUGUCUUUUUGUUGUAAGAAAGAUUUCCUUCGGCAAAGUUCUUCGAAAAAUUUCGUCUUGGAUUAAAACACUUGGAAGUAUAAAUUAUUUGUAUUAACUGAUAAUAUGAUAAAUUCACUGUAAUUCAAAUUAUUCAACACGAAAUUAAGUGUUAU